Molecule: messenger RNA, 2617 nt
Organism: Salvia splendens (bonfire salvia)
Lineage: Eukaryota; Viridiplantae; Streptophyta; Magnoliopsida; Lamiales; Lamiaceae
Product: glycine-rich domain-containing protein 1
Exons: 8
Coding region: 147-2453 (768 amino acids)
Source: RefSeq, a predicted model, not a curated record
UCACCCACUCCAACAGCUACCCAUGCCACUAUUAAUAAUAGCACUAAUAAAAAAAUGUUCCUCGACUCAAGUCUCUCACGAAUCAAAACUUAAAUAACCUCGGACUCCAUUAUUUCAACUCCUGUCUGAAGCUCGUGAUUAAAAAAAUGUCAGCUUCAGAGGGCGCUGCUUCGAUGAGAACUCUCAGUGAGAUAUCAGAGGGGGAAACUGUUCACUUCACCGUCGAUCUUGUUGCUGCUGCUAGAAGAAAUAUCGCCCUUUUUAGAUCGGUCUCCGAUUCUCCCUGGCAUAAUCACAAACCCACCAUUUUGGAAGCUGUUAGAAGGUACGAUGAGAUAUGGAUGCCAUUAAUUGCUGAUCUCACAACGGGCUCGAAGCCUCCAAUGCUUCUUCCACCUCUUGAUGUUGAAUGGGUUUGGUUCUGCCACACGCUUAAUUGGGCCAACUACAGAGAUUACUGCCACUCAAGAUUCUCAAAACUCAUAGGAAAACCAAAUAUUUUUGAUGAGGAAAAUGAGGAUUAUGCAUUGGAGAGAUGCAGGAAAAUCUGGGAGCACAAGUUCCAUUCGGAGCCCUUCGAAAACGAGGCCGAUGGCGAUGACAAUGUUGAAAAUUACUCCUCUUCUAUCAGUGAGGAUUUGUUGGAUCAAGUGUCAAGAUGUAGUAGUCUUUGUAGGAUGUAUGCCGAGCCCUACCAUAGUGAGAUGGUGUAUUUAGUGGCAGCCAGGCAGAGAUACAGAGGUUUUAUCUACAUGGUUCAUAGGUUUGGUGAUGAAUGUUCUUGCAUUGUGCCCACCUCAGAUGUUUACCUAAUGUGGCUUACUCAUCAGAGCUAUCCAACGGUAUAUGCAGUAGACUUUAAGGAGUUGGAGGGAGAUGUGUGGAAGAUAGUCGGGGUAGGGGACGCUAUGAAAGAAGAAGACAUGGAAGAAACAAAGAUGUUGUGGGAGAAAACUUUUGAUCAGCCAUACGAAAAAGCAGGUGGUGCAGCCAUCACAAGGCCUAUUGUUGAACCCCCUUUUUACUGGGAUGUAACAAAUACUGAUGUCAACACAAAAUACAAGUCUUUGGUGCCGAGGUUCUUGUUCGAGGUGUGCAUAGCAGUAAAACUAAUCUCAAACACCAAGCAAGUGAAAAGAAACCCUUCUCGGGAUUUCCUUCGUCUUCGAACUGCAAAGUGUCACAGGGAGCUGAAAAUGGACAAACCAAUAUCACAUUUCAUGCCAGAAACCUGGCAGAAGGCGUGGCAUCUCUACUGUGAAUUCGGGACCAAAGGACUAAUACUUGAUCUGCGUCACCAUGGAGGCUUCUGUUCUAGAGGCAGCACUCUGCUAGAUAGCAAAUUGUUUUCUUGGAAUGACUUGCUACGUGCACCCUCUCUCGCAUCAGAGAAAGGAAUCGAUGACAGAGCAAGGGUCGUUACUUCAAUAACUCCACCUGUGCAAGCACCUUACUUCCUGAAAUGCGUGCCUGACCGGGUGACAGAUGAUUCAGGUGCGAUGAUAUCGGAUGUAAUUCUGAAGAUGAAUCAGUACCGACCGCAGGAGGGGAGAUGGUUGUCUCGUACUGUUCUGGAUCAUGGAGGUAGAGAGUGUUUUGUUAUUCGAAUGAGAGUCGGAGGGGGGUUUUACCGAAGAGGUGGCGAAGCUCCUAAGGCUGUGAAAUGGGAAGAUCGCAUUAUACAAAUAUUCGAGGGCUCUUGGUCUUAUGUUAUCGGCUCUGGUUCAAUCGGUAGAUCACCUGAGAAAUUGGUUGGUACGGCUACACCAAAAGCUCCGAAAGAAGAGCUCCAAGCUUCAUGGAAACUCUCAUCCGGAAUUGAACUUGUGAUACAAUGGGAUUCAUCAAAAUCUGUCUCAGGAUUGAGAUUUGAUCUGCAAAGCGAGACGUCUUCUGAACCAAUGGUAAAGCUGUUGCAAGGUAGACAUAUGCAAUACGAAGUCAAGAAGUCCGGCCAAGAAACACAAGAAGAAGCGAAGGCAGACACGAAGAAUGAACAAAUGGAACAAGAUGUUCGGUCAGAGGAAGGUGAGUACGUGACCGUGGUUAGGUACUCGGAGGAGAUCCCAUCCGGGAAAGCCACUGCUCUUCUCAACUGGAAACUUCUUGUGGUGGAGGUGCAGCCCGAGGAAGAUGCAGUCCUCGUGCUUCUCUUAGGCAUGGCUAUACUCCGGAGCAUAUCAGAGAUGAAGAGGGAAGAUGUCGGGAGGCUGCUGGUGCGGAGAAGGAUAGGAGAAGCUGAGGUUGGAGAGAGGGAUUGGGGGUCGGUGAUGCUGCAUCCGUCUUCGUGUUCACCGUUGGUUUCGUGUUCGAAACUUCAGCCUUGGUAUUGGAAUGCAAAGGUGAAUAUGGCAUCUCAAGCAAGGGAUCAUCAAGGGGUUGCUCCAGCAUCUUCAAACUAUUCACAGGCAGAAGGUGGAGAUAAUUUGUAUAGGAGUGGAAUAAUUCCUUGAGAUGUUGAAAUAAUUCUCUUGUAGAGAAGCUGAUCUGCCUAAUGAUCAUCAUUAUCAGAUUUAUGUAUGUUUAAGGUACCGAAUAUAUCUAUCUCAAAUGGCCAAACUGAUAGCAGGUCAUUCAUUUUCUAAAUACUUAAUAAAAAUCUUUACAUUUUUAUUCA